AGACUUACGGUGUCGUUAAAGGAGUCGUGUUUUGCGACAGUAGCCUGUAGACAGUAGUUGUGGGCUAAUGAGAUUUUGUGGUUAAAAAAUCUUGUUUUAAGUUGUCUGUUUGUCUGGUGUAAACUAUUUCCGUUAAUCUUAUUUAUUAAGUUGUAGGACAGUUUUCAGGUAGUUUUACACAGAUACGCCAGUUUUCUAAUAGUCACAAUAGAUGUAUACGGUCAAAGAAUUGGGCAACGGCUGCGUUGAACGCACCCUGAGUGUUUUGAGCAUGCGCAGUGUGCACAAACGUACUAACUUUUCCUAGUUUUAUCUGGCCGACGGGAUUUUCUUGGGAAAUGUAUGAGAUAGUAAUGGCGUGAAACGUUUAAAAUAUUUGUUAACGAACGUUACAUGUAGUGAUCUAAACUACUUAUGUUUUAACAACUAAGAGCUAACUGCACAAAAUCGAGUUUUUAACGCAGAUUUUGUUUUACUACACUACACUGGGCUUAGGCGUUAGAAAACGUUUUAAGCAGUUUUAAGGCGGCCAAAAAUACUACAGUGCUUCCAAAGGAGUAUUAGUAUGUUAUGUCGUGUUUACAUCUAGCUUGUAAACAUCUAAGGGCUAGAUGUUCCUAGAUCAUUCUAAAAUGCUAAAAUUAGACUAUACGAUAUAGCUAAUAGUAUUAAGAAUGUGCAGUGUUCGCACUUUGAUACCCUUUAAAAAUCGUGUUUCUACGAUUCGUGUUCGAGGAUGCAGGCUCAUCAACCUUCGGCGGGCGUGCGUUAUCGUCCCUUUGUUGCUCCUGGUGGUUGGGGCAGUCUUGACGUCUUUAUUACCUUCUUCAGAAGACAGUAUCCUGGGAGUCUUCCGCCGCCAAUCUAACAGUUCAUUCGCCCUCCCACCACGUGAAAACUCGUUUACCAUAGUCAUGCAAACAUACAACCGCACGGACGUUCUUCUGAAACUGCUGAAUCAUUACCAAGCAGUUUCUCGUCUGCACCAGAUAAUCAUUGUUUGGAACAACAUCGCGGAGCUGCCGCCUGUUAAACUAUGGGACUCUCUAGGACCCCAUCCAAUAUCGGUGAUCUUCAAACAACAGACAAGCAACCGGAUGCGUAACCGGCUUCAGCCAUUCGCUGAGAUAGAGACGGAUGCUGUGUUGAUGCUGGAUGAUGACACAUUGGUCAGCCUCCCUGAUAUUAGGUUUGCAUACUCCAUCUGGAAGCAAUUUCCAGACCAAAUAGUGGGCUUUGUACCAAGGAAGCAUGUGACCACAGUCUCCGGUGUGUAUAGCUAUGGCAGUUUUGAACUCCAGGAUCCUGACAUGGGUGGUGGGGACAGGUACUCCAUGGUGCUCGUGGGUGCAGCCUUUUUCCACCGACGCUUCCUCCAGCAGUUCCAGGCGCAGCCUCCUGAAGUGCACGCCCUGGUGGAUGAGACGCAGAACUGCGAUGACAUCGCCAUGAACUUUGUGGUGGCUCGAGACCUGGCACGGGUUCCGGGACCCCACCGGUCAGCCGGGGUGUUUGUGAAGCCGGUGGACCUGAGGAACCUGGAGAAGGAUGCCAGCAGCGGGUACUUGGGCAUGUGGCACCGCGCGGCACACUUGCUCCAGCGCUCGCACUGCCUGAACAGGCUGGCACAGAUUUAUGGAGGCAUGCCGCUGCAUUACUCUAACAUCAUGAUCUCACAGUUCGGCUUCCCCAGCUAUGGCAACCACAGGAGCAGGAACUGAUGUGGAGGGGAAAAGUAGAUUUUGAUGUGAAAAUUCAGCAUAGAACUGAGCAUGUUUUUUUUUUUUUGUUUUGUUUUUUUAAGCAUUCCACUGUGCCAGGCACAGUAAAAAUAAUUGGAAUGAGAGAGAGAACAGUAGUAAAAAUGAAUUUCAACAACUUUAUUUUGAAGAUACAAACUAGAUUUACCCUUAAUGCAGAACACAUCAUCUUCCCAACAUGGCUACAACACUGUACAAACUCUUCCUGGCUUCCAGUACUUGCUAUACAUUGUAUGAGGGCAUGGCAAGUUGGGACAAUAAGUGGGCAUUGUGGAAAGUUUUGUGAGAUUACAUCAUCCUGUAACAAAGAAAAGGCUGAAAUUCCAACGAGGCAUUUCACAAAGCUGAGAAAUGAGGUUUCUUUGGGAGAGAGCUAUACACUCUUGAGUUUACUUUGUGCUUUAUAACUGCAAACCAUUUACAUGCACAAAAAGCUCUAUAACAUUAAAAAAAAUGGAAAAACUGGAAAGCAUAAUGGUUCCCCUUUAAAAUAUGAAAAAUGAAGGUUUGCUUUCAUCAGUAAUGGUCUAAGAGCUGAUCUUUAGAGUGCAUCUGUAGAAGUGCCUGUUUCCUAAGAGGAGUUUACACCACAUCUAAUGCAGCAAAAACUGCAUUAAAACAAACAGUAUUGGUGUGGAUGGAAUUGUAAGAUGUGGGCGAAUAUUUGUUAUUUUGAUUAACACGUAAUGCAAAAUCAUGACGUUAUUGGGGAACUGUCAUUACGCUGGUUAAUUUAGGAUUUAAAGGGAAGGAGAUCAGUAACAAAAUAAAAUGAUGUAUUAAGUUGUUUUUUGUUUUGUUUUUUUGCUUUAGCACUACAUUGUUAUUAAUAUGAUUUAAAAUAAUUCCAUAGUGAAUAAUUAGUUUGGUUUUCUUCCAUUUCUGUUUGGCUUUGCAGUCAAGCUUCUAUUUACUUCUUUCUGAUGCAAGACUGUAAAGAGCAGAUCUCAACCUACCAUUGAAAUUCUUACCUUUCUAAAAUUCCUACGUAAAAUUCUUAGACCACCUUGCCUUUUCAUUACUUUUCCUUUCAUGUACAUGGAGGCAGACAUACCCAAAAAACAUAAUAGUGAUCACAGAUUUCAACAUCACAUUUAUAUUAUAGACAAACCUUGUGACACGAUUGUGUGUCAAACACAAUCAUCAAGAACAAAAUUAUGUACUGUGUAAAAUUUAUGUACAAAAUAAUCUGUGUAAAAUGAAGUGUGUUUUGUCACAGAAAAAUAGCACCAAUGACAACUGUCAGUUUUGUCAUCGAUUAUGUACAUUUCUGUUUAUUCAUAGUUGCCGGUUCUCUCUGGUCAGUUAAAUAUUAAUAUAACGCAAUAAAAUUUUCCCUUUCUUAAA
This is a messenger RNA of Electrophorus electricus (electric eel), 3107 nucleotides long. It is a transcript of the gene extl2, whose product is annotated as exostosin-like glycosyltransferase 2. NCBI's taxonomy places the organism in Eukaryota, Metazoa, Chordata, Actinopteri, Gymnotiformes, Gymnotidae. Gene Ontology annotation, molecular function: glycosyltransferase activity. The record is from RefSeq and is a predicted model, not a curated record. Gene Ontology annotation, cellular component: membrane.